This is a messenger RNA of Vanessa atalanta (red admiral), 5000 nucleotides long. RefSeq names its product F-box/WD repeat-containing protein 11 (gene slmb). The transcript has 12 exons. NCBI's taxonomy places the organism in Eukaryota, Metazoa, Arthropoda, Insecta, Lepidoptera, Nymphalidae. Gene Ontology annotation, molecular function: protein dimerization activity. Bases 96 to 1631 code for a protein of 511 amino acids. The record is from RefSeq and is a predicted model, not a curated record.
ACGUCAUGCGAAUGAUGAAUAUUAAGCGAUUGUGAUUUGGUUAUAAGUGGCGUUUUGUGUGGACACGUAUUAAUGUAUUUAGUGAAAUUACAAAAAUGGAAACCGAUUGGAUGAUAGAAGACUCGACGACACCUAAGGUGACGUCAUUAACAUCGUUGGACACAGGGGUUCGGCCCGCUCCAAGUGGAGCAGCGUACGUGGCUGAGCGGAACACAUGUCUCAACUUAUUCUCAAGAUGGAACGAAACAGACCAGGUGGAAUUUGUGGAACAGUUACUGGCGCGAAUGUGCCAUUACCAACAUGGUCACAUCAAUGCAUACCUCAAACCGAUGCUGCAGAGGGAUUUCAUCAGCAUGCUUCCAAAAAAAGGAUUAGAUCACGUAGCGGAAAACAUCUUAUCCUACCUUGACGCUAGUUCCCUCUGCGCUGCGGAGCUGGUCUGUCGCGAGUGGCAGCGGGUUAUAUCUGAGGGUAUGCUGUGGAAGAAACUCGUGGAAAGGAAGGUUCGAACUGACUCGCUAUGGCGAGGACUCGCUGAGAGGAGAGGAUGGAUAAUGUACCUUUUCAAACCGAAGCCUGGUUGCCAGCAUCCGUCGCAUUCGUUCUACCGUCAGCUCUACCCGAAGAUCAUUCAGGACAUACAGUCGAUAGAGGACAAUUGGCGUAUGGGAAGACACAACUUACAAAGGAUAAAUUGUCGAUCAGAGAACUCGAAGGGUGUCUACUGUUUGCAAUAUGACGAUAACAAGAUAGUGUCCGGACUGAGAGACAAUACGAUUAAGAUAUGGGAUAGAAAGACGCUGCAGUGCGUUAAGGAGCUGCAGGGCCACACGGGCUCGGUGCUGUGCCUGCAGUACGACGAGCGCGCCAUCAUCUCGGGCUCCUCGGACAGCACGGUGCGCGUGUGGGACGUGACGACGGGCGCCAUGCUCAACACGCUCAUACACCACUGCGAGGCCGUGCUGCACCUCCGGUUCUGCAACGGCAUGAUGGUCACGUGCAGCAAGGACCGGUCGAUAGCGGUGUGGGACAUGACGUCGACGACGGAGAUCAUGCUGCGGCGCGUGCUGGUGGGCCACCGCGCCGCCGUCAACGUCGUGGACUUCGACGAGAAGUACAUCGUCAGCGCCAGCGGGGACCGCACCAUCAAGGUGUGGAACACGUCGUCGUGCGAGUUCGUCCGCACGCUCAACGGUCACAAGCGAGGGAUCGCGUGCCUCCAGUACAGGGAUAGACUGGUGGUGUCCGGCUCCUCGGACAACACUAUCAGGCUCUGGGAUAUCGAGUGUGGCCAGUGUAUUCGUGUGUUGGAGGGGCAUGAGGAACUUGUUCGGUGUAUACGGUUCGACAACAAGCGCAUCGUGAGCGGCGCGUACGACGGCAAGAUCAAGGUGUGGGACCUGCGCGCCGCGCUCGACGUGCGCACGCCGCACCAGGACCUCUGCCUGCGCACGCUCGUGGAGCACACGGGUCGUGUAUUCCGUCUUCAGUUCGACGAGUUUCAAAUCGUAUCCUCAUCCCACGACGACACGAUCCUCGUGUGGGACUUCCUCAACUACGGCGGGACUUCGCCGGCAGCGCCGCCCCCGCGACGCACCUCCGCGGAGCUCGACCGACCCUUCUAUGACUAGGUAAACUUAACGGACCGCAUUUGGACGUUAUUGUUAUAAUAACGGGUGAACAAAUAAAGCGGUUUCACAUCGCCCCCCCCCUCCAUUCAAUAAAGUGAAGUGACAUUGUACUCAAGCAAAGUGCUUCGGGAAAGUGAAGUGUUAAAGUGAAAAUGAUACAUUUACCUGUGACUCGAGUGCUACUAUUUUGUAUUUUAUUUCUAAUAUGGGUUAUCGUAAAAUGGAUCUCAGAAAGCAUCCUAUGAAUACAAUUUGGCUGUAAGUUUUCAUUAAUAAUAGUUACUUACAUAUAACGUCAUUAUUUCGCCUUAAUAAUUCAACCAUAUAUAUGUAUAAUGGAUGUUCUGAUUCAGUCGUAUAAAAUAUAUAACAUGUAAUUGAAAAUGAUAGAUUAAACAGACCGUAACACCAAUUUUAUCGAUAAGAUUUGUCGUGGAAUUGAGAUGUGAUGAUAUGCAGUAGCGUGUUUUAUGUAUUUAACGUUUGAACAGUUAUCUGAAUGAAUUUUAGUCGCUAGAAUUAUUGAAAUAUGGCCUGAAAAUUCUGUAUAUAUUGUUUGAUGACGAGAAAUUUGCAUCGUUGUAAUUUGAGUGUUGAUAACAAUUGUGUGUACAGUGAUUUAAUUAAAUCCUGGUCAAAAUGAUUUGACGGUAUUAGUUUAAUGUAUAGUAAGAGGAAUACAGCUCAAGUUGGUUUUAUUUUCAAUAAGUGUGACGUCUGAGUGUAUGUUGAGUGUCACUUGUCAUAUUUCUUAGUCUAUACGCUGAUAAAUAAAACUAACCGAUGUUAAUAGUCAAUAGUAUUUAUGAUCGAGCUGCAAAUAAAAAAUAAUGUAGACCAGGAAAGAGGGUUAUAAGGAACUCUAAGUGUAUAUAAAAUUAAAUACAUGGCGUAGUUUGUUUGUUCAUGUCUUAAGGUGCUCACAUGCUAGAAAGCACGCUACUGCAGAUGACAAAGCGUAAAUCUACUAUAAAUGAAUAAAUAUUUGUAUGAGAAACAAUGUUUGUGAAUUUGUUCAGACGACCAGACUCUACUGUACUUAUUUUAGCAGAUAUUAUCAUACAAAAAUAUAAUGUAAAUAGUGAUUUUAAUUAAUAUGGAAAAUUAAGUGGUUUUUUUUUUUCGUUUUGUUCAAUCGAGGUUCUUCCAAACCGGGAAGUCCUCGUACGCUUAUUAUGGACUGUAUCAUAAUAGUGUAAAAUCUAGAUGAACCAUAAUUAAUAUUAAAUACUAUAUUUAGUGCACCAAAAAUGAUUCUCAAGCCUUAAUCGUCAAAUAUCAAUAAAUGAAUGAUGAUAAAUUUAAACACCGUUACUGUAUUGACGAAACGAUUUGUUUUGCUUACUGAUAGUUGGAUUGUCUAAUUGAAGUUUACGAUUUUUUUAAUUAUAAAACUAGUAAUUGUCAUGUUUAUAUGUUUAUUGUUGUAUCUGUUCUUCGUAAACUUCUCUCAGCGAACCAAUUGUAGCACAAUUCAACUAUCGGUUAGAAAAAAUAAUUUCUCUUGAAAAUAGUAACCGGAUGUGAAACUAUUGCAAAGUAUAUUAUCCAUUUCAUACGUUACAUUCUGUUUUUAAAUAUAAUUCAACUUUGUAUUGCAAAAAAACAACCUUUAGGUUAAAUGUAGGCAUCAUCGGUCCAAAGAUACUGGUUAAAUACUGUCAAGUUACACUUUUAAUACUUAAAUUGCUAUUUUAAACAGUUACAGGAAUGUAAUAUAUGAAAUGGAUUAUAUGCGAAUGAGUAUUUUGAACAUUGAAUGAACGACAAAAUGAAUGAUAUACACAAGUGAAUGGUAUGACUUAAAGAUACACAUGAGCCAUACAUACCACUCAUCCAAUAGAAUGUUCCUGUUUAAUUUCUAUUUUAUGUACGUCCGUCUGUUCUGAUGGAUGAGUGACGUUAACUUUUGACUGAGAACUAUGUGUUUAUAAAUAAUAUAUAGUAUGUUUUGAAAACAAUGGAUGUAUCGCGUAAUUGUUAUAAAGCCACAAACUUGUCUGCCUCACAGGAGCAGAAAUAACGACUCCAUUUUGAUAUGUUACUGGGUUUAUUUAUUGUCAUGUUUGAGUUGUAAAUAUAAUUAAAAAGAUUAGGAAUUUGUUGUUUUUUUAAAGCUUUUUUUUUCUAUCUCUACAAUGGUUAAGGAAAGGGACUGUGCGGUGAACAGAUAAUAUUUUUGUCAAGUAGUUGCAAAUGUUAUGGACGUUAUUUAUUUUAUGGCAACACUGAAUUCUAUAACGGUGACUCUUUCGGAUGAGUUUGUUGGCUUUAAAAUUAAAUUAUUUAUCAGUUUAAAAUUGUAUCAAGCGUUAACCGAGAUUUGAGUUGUGAAUAAAUCUCCAACGGCUUUGAAUAGACUUAUAAAUGGUUAAAAGAAAUGACUAUUCUGAGUGGAUAUUUGUUGAGAUGUUUCAGGAUUUAAACUACUUUGAUUUCGAAAUAUAUAUAUUAUUAGUGUUCGCCUUGUGGUCGAUUUUCACGAUAACAUUUGUAUAAACUUGCAUAUUUUGAACACUUAAGUCUACUGAACAAAACAAUAGUCCCAAAUCAGGAGAAUAAAGUACUGAAAUGUUUUGUAGUAGCCUAUUUAUGCAUAGAUAAUCUUUACAAUAAAUUACUCCAAGUCGAAGUAAACGGCUAUGACUAUAUGGGAAGGGAGUUUGAUAUGAAGUGUUAUAUCUGGUAACGAGUGCACAUAAAAACGUUUCAUAAUGUUGAACGUUUAAUUUCGUUUUUACGUAUUGAUUUUCCUAACGGUUAUAUUCUGGUCAGUAUUUCUAUAUAACAUUUUAUGUUCAUUUUUCUGCUGACUAUACAUUCUUGAAGACUACGUCCUUCUCUUACUAACCGUACAUUAUUUGAAAAUGUACAAGAAAUUAAGUUUCCUCGCAAGUACUCGGUAAUUUUAUAUAUAGAUAUUUCUGAUUUUUUUUUUUAAAGGUGUUCCUACAAUUUUGUUACUUGUUGCUCUAGCUCGAAUCUCAUGUAAAAUUUAAUAGCUUUCCGGUUCUUCCCUAAAGUGAUUCUCAGUAGCAGACCGGAGUUAGGAAGGGGUUCUUCAAAUCACAAUUGCCUCAAGGGUUAGAGAUAUCAAUAUAAACAUCGAAGGCUUAAAACAUACCAGAGCUUUAAGAACGAACUGUCAGACAGUGCUGAGCGAAAUUGACUUUAAUAGUUAUUAUAUUUAAAGUAUACGUUACAAUAUACAUAUAGCGAAAGACUUACGUCUUUUCAAAGUGAGUUGCGAAGUUCUUUAACUAUAGUCCUGCUACGUUACGAGAUGUUUCAACAAUAAAUAAAUAUUUUUGUUUUAUAACGAUUCGCUACAUUUUAUUAUUAAUUAUUUUUUUUAUGAAAGUUAUUAAU